GAAUACGUACCUUGUUCGGCGUCUGCUAUCCGCGCCAGCUUGUCUUAUAUAUCUCUUUGCCAGAGCCUCAAUUGCUGUUGUCUCAUCACUUGCAAAACUCAAAAUGGGAAAGGUUCUUCUUGUCCUCUACGACGGCGGCAUCCACGCCGAGCAGGAGCCGCAGCUCCUCGGAACCACGGAGAACGAGCUUGGUAUCCGGAAAUGGAUUGAGGAGCAGGGCCACGAGCUCGUCACCACGUCCAACAAGGAGGGCGAGGACUCGGAGUUUGACAAGCACCUUGUUGACGCAGAGGUCAUCAUCACCACUCCUUUCCACCCCGGCUACCUGACUGCUGAGCGUCUGGCCAAGGCCAAGAACCUCAAGCUCGCCGUGACGGCUGGUAUCGGAUCCGACCACGUCGACCUCAACGCCGCCAACAAGACAAAUGGCGGCAUCACGGUUGCCGAAGUCACGGGCUCCAACGUGGUGUCGGUUGCCGAGCACGUUGUCAUGACGAUCCUGACGCUCGUCCGCAACUUUGUGCCUGCCCACGAGCAGAUUGCCAAGGGUGAAUGGAACGUUGCCGAGGUGGCCAAGAACGAGUACGACCUGGAGAACAAGGUGGUUGGCACCGUUGCCGUUGGCCGUAUCGGUGAGCGUGUGCUCCGCCGCCUCAAGCCAUUUGACUGCAAGGAGCUGCUCUACUUUGACUACCAGCCGCUGUCUCCCGAGAAGGAGAAGGAGAUUGGCUGCCGCCGCGUGGAGAACCUCGAGGAGAUGCUGGCACAGUGCGACGUGGUCACGAUCAACUGCCCGCUGCACGAGAAGACGCGCGGCCUCUUCAACAAGGAGCUCAUUUCCAAGAUGAAGAAGGGCUCGUGGCUGGUCAACACGGCGCGUGGAGCCAUUGUGGUCAAGGAGGACGUUGCCCAGGCGCUCAAGGACGGCCACCUCCGUGGAUACGGCGGUGACGUCUGGUUCCCGCAGCCGGCACCCAAGGACCACCCGCUUCGCUACGCGACCAACCCAUGGGGCGGCGGCAACGCCAUGGUUCCCCACAUGUCUGGUACCUCGAUCGAUGCGCAAAAGCGCUACGCCGACGGCACCAAGGCGAUUCUGGACGAGUACUUUUCGGGGCGGCACAACUACAGGCCCGAGGACCUUAUUGUGCACAAGGGCGACUACGCAACCAAGGCAUACGGGCAGCGCAAGUAGAGGGCAAGCAGGUUGGGGAGAGAGAGUAUUUUGAGCGAUUUUGGACGAAUUUCCUUUUGGGGUCUAGGGCGCUGGUUGGUCUUGACCCGCCUACCCAUGUACAUGAAUGAAAUAAAUGCACUUGACUUGAUGGAUCUGAUGGGUGAUGUGUUGUAGUUGUAGUGGUGAAGGAGAUUGUGCAAGGGCUG
Molecule: messenger RNA, 1383 nt
Organism: Exserohilum turcica Et28A
Lineage: Eukaryota; Fungi; Ascomycota; Dothideomycetes; Pleosporales; Pleosporaceae
Exons: 5
Coding region: 104-1195 (363 amino acids)
Cellular component (GO): cytosol
Molecular function (GO): NAD binding; formate dehydrogenase (NAD+) activity; oxidoreductase activity, acting on the CH-OH group of donors, NAD or NADP as acceptor
Source: RefSeq, a predicted model, not a curated record